Molecule: messenger RNA, 805 nt
Organism: Nicotiana tabacum (common tobacco)
Lineage: Eukaryota; Viridiplantae; Streptophyta; Magnoliopsida; Solanales; Solanaceae
Source: RefSeq, a predicted model, not a curated record
UCCUCACAAACUAAUCACCAAUUUGCAUUUCUGUUUCUAUUGCCUCAGUUUUAAUAGUAGCAAUUUUUUUUAUAGUUCCACCAUUUUCUCAACUACUAUUCCUUUCAACAUGUUUUCGACAAUUGCUGUGCCUUCCAACCAAACAAAGCCUCAUCACCGUGACAUCUCCGCCGUGCCGGAGAGCGAGGUGCUCAGAAGAAGAAAUGAGGAGUUGGAGAAUGAAUUAAAAAAGAGCAUUGAGAGAGAAGAGAAAAUGAAGCAGGAAUUGCACAAAACAUGGGAAAGGCUGAGGGUGGCGGAGGAGGCUGAGGAGCGACUUUGCUCCCAGCUCGGUGAACUUGAGGCCGAGGCUGUAGAUCAGGCUCGGACUUACAGGACACGUGUCGUCCAGUUGAUGGAUCAACUCUCUCUGGCACAAAAACUUGUCGAAUCAGCUUCCGCUACCGCUCCCGAUUCCCAAUGAUUGUAGGAGAAAUUGGCAGCUCAUGCCUGUAACGUUAUGCACCUAAGCCUUGGCUAUUCGUUUUCAGUUUUCUGGUGUGUGGGUGUUUAAUUUCUUCAUCACUGAUUUUUUUUUAUUUUCCGAUUGACAUAGAUAGCCCUUUAUUUUAUUCAUUUGAUGUUUGAUAUAUGGCUGUUGUGUAUUGGUGGCGGCCUGUUUGUAUUGUGGGGUUGGUUUUUGGCUCCAUGUAAAUGACGAUAUGUAAGAUUAGGAACUCAGAUUUGUGGUGUAUUGUAUAUUGACCUUUUUUUCCUUUUUCUUUUUAUUUUUCCGAGGUGUUAUGGUGAUUUUUGUGUUCAUUUA